CUUUACAAGGGUUACAAGGGUUUUGCUUUAUUAACAUGAUAUUUUUCAGAAACAAUUUUGAAUGUAUAGCUUGUUACAUAGGAGGAAAAACCCUGUCAGAAUAUAAGUAGUUUUUAUAUCUUUUUCAGGUUUUUUUCUUCUAAGAAAAUAAUUGAGAUUUUACUGUUCCUUUGAAUUCCUUAAUCAAAUCAGACUGAUUAUUUUUAAGCUGUAAAUAUUUGAAAUGCAUUGAUUAACUUACUGUUUGUGCAUCAGGUAGCCUAGUGAACUGGUCUUAAUCUUUGCUCUUGUCUUCUAUUAAAAUCUGCAUGGAAGCUUCAAGUUUAAUGUUGGCUUUUUUGUGACAUUUUAAAAGUACAAGUAAUCUAGCCAGACAUUGUGAGACAGUCUGCUGAAAGACUUAUUUUUAAACUUCUGAACCGUUUUGGUCCUCAACUCCUGACCUCCAAAAGACUGCUCUUCACCCUGUUGUCAAAAAUACGCUCUCGUUCAUUGCAGAACUUUAGGAAAAAUCCCGUAUUUUCAGAGACUUUCAAUAUUGCUUCAGAUAAUUUCAGGUGUCUAGUUGAAACUGUAACCAGGUUAAAAAAAGUAGAUUUUGGAGUGUGGGAGUGUUUGAAAUACACCUCAGUAAGAUUGAGGGGCCCAACAUAUAUGGGUUUGAUUCUGGGGUGUGGCUUAUUUCUGGAUGUGUUAGUAGAAAAGAAGCUCCGGGCUCCUGUGUUAAUUAAAAUGCUGUUUUUCUUCAGUGAGGAAGUCAAGGGUGGAACUAAGGCUUCAAGUGAUGGAAAUCUGGAAAUUCAUGUACAAAGUACAGCCAAUUUGGAAUCCAAAAUUUUUGAAGCUUCCAGAAGAAAAUAUUUUUCCUGACACUGUUUUGGUUGCUAUGAGGAGUUCAAACACAGUUGUUAAUUGUAAAGGGAAGAGGAAAAAUCUUGGAUAUAUUGCCAACAAAAAUUUGGAAGAUUAACUUAAUUUUUUUGUGUGUGUAUAAAAAUAUAAAUUAAGAAUUAUUCUACACUUUUAUUUGUGUGUAUGUUUAAAGCAUAUAUGUUCCUUAAAUGGAUGUAUAUUCACAAACAAAACAAUACUUAAAUUAUAAUUUAUUAGAGGUGCAGUAUGACCUGCUAUGUUCUAGUGCUUAAUUAGAUUUUAAUAGAUGAUGUUACAGACAAGUUCUGCAGGGAAGUAGGCAAAUCUGGCCUAGCUGAUUAGCUGACUACCUGUACAUUUUUUGUGGAGAUCAGAGGUGGAAUAUUCAUUCUUACCCUUCAAGCAGGUAUAGCAAAUACUUGUAGAAAAUAGGUGCUUCAUCUCUAUUAGAAAGAAGUGAGCUAAACCUAAUUAUGGCAAAUAAUUAUUUUUCUUUAAUACCUUGGGCAAGAUAGCUAAAGGAAAAUAGGAACAUCUAACAGGAAAACUUUCUUAGGAAAAAGAAUAGAUACUGCUAGGAGGGGAAACGAUUCUUAAAAUGCAGCCUUCAGAUAGUUAUAAUAAAGUGGUUUUCUGUGUGUGUUUUGUUGUAGGUUUUUUUUCUUGUUGUUCCAUGGGGAAUAGUUGCUUGUGCUGUAGUUAAUGUUUGGUUUUAAUUGAACUACUAACCUAUCUGCUCCAGUAGGUUCCUUUUGUUCAGUGUAGAUGAUUUAGCUAUGAAUGGCAGAUGUCAAGUAGGGCAAACUGAAUAUUUGCCAUUUGAAAUGAAAUUUAACACCAGGGUCAACACUUAAACAUUUGUGGAUCUUAACCAGUGUGGAAUUUUCUCAGAGGAAUAACUGACUAUAGAAAUCCUCUAUUUCGAGCCUAAUUUAAUGGAAACAGUAAUUGCAAAUUCCAAGCACUUCUCCUCUGUUUAUUCAUAAUGUCUCUAGUACUAUUUAUCCUAUUUCCAGCUAUUUAUACUACUUUUGUUUUCACACUUCAGUUAGUUGACUGAAAAAAUGAGAAUUACUAUAUAAGCAAAAAUGUACAGAAAAUUUGUUAAUGAGGUGCAGUUUUUUUGGGUUGUCUGAUAUUUUUUGUCCCACUGCGUGAUUGUUCCCUGUAUUUUAAGGUUAGUAUUACAUGUAAAUCCCAUUCGAGGUGGCUGCUUAUGCAUUUAUAGAAAUUGUGUACAAAUACAGAUAGAGAUGGAAUGCAGAUGUCCUUGUGCAUAUAAAAGACAUAGCACGAAAGAAAUCCUCCUAGUCACUCUGCACUACUAUCAUGUCUGUUUUUUUCUUUAUGUGAUUGCAGAGAGAAUCUUCUGAACAUUAGGGCAUUUAAUGUCACAAUGAAGAAUCUCUUAUGGAGUAGAAAUCCUUCCUGGAAAUAUUACCAUUGCUCAUUCCGAAUGACAGGUGAAGGCUGGCUUCUUUGUUGCGGAGAAUAUCAAGAUGUUCUUAUUGUUGAUGCUAAAACUUUGGGUGUUCUUCACACUUUAUCAUCAUCUCAGUCUUCUGAUUGGAUAAAUUGUAUGUGUAUUGUACACUCAGCAAGAAUUCAAGAAGACUCUUUGGUUGCAGUGUCUGUAACUGGAGUUCUCAAAGUGUGGGACCUAUCUUCAUCUCUGAAUAGUAUCCAGGAGAGACAAAGUGUGUGUGAGAAGGAAUCAAAAUCUCUGGACUGUAUAAAUUGUCAAGCAGUAAGGUUUUGUACUUACACGGAAAGGCUCCUUCUAGUUGUGUCCUCCAUGUGCUGGCAGGUCUAUGAUUAUUGUGAUUUCUCCUUGCUUUGUACUGAGUUCUGUAAGAGUGGUCAGUGCUUUGCUGGUGGGGAGGUGCUGGCAGCUUACAGACUUAUCAUCUGGACAGAAGAUGGCCACAGUUACAUCUACCAGCUGCUGAACAGUGGCCUUUCUAAAAGCAUGUACCCUGCUGAUGGAAAGGUGCUGAAAGAAACAGUUUGUCCUCAUUUACUCAGCUUUACUGGUAUGAAGGAAAAUAAGAGUCUUCCCUUUGUCAUGGGCUUCAUGAAUGAAAGAAAGGAGCCUUUCUACAAAGUUCUUUUUUCUGGUGAAGCUUCAGGACAGAUCACUUUGUGGCACAUUCCUGAUGUUCCUGUGUCAACGUUUGAUGGUUCUCCAAAAGAGAUCCCAAUUACAGCUGUGUGGACUCUUCAGGAUAAUUUUGAUGAACAUCAUUCCAUGUCAGAGGGCAUUAUUGAUCAACUUUGUGGAUCUGAAGAUGGAUUUGGAAGUGCACUUGUCAGUUCCUCUGUGUACAUACCUGCUCUUGAUAAGCUUGUGUGUGGAUGUGAAAAUGGGAAAAUUUUUGUAACAUUAGGUUUAAAAACUGCAAGAGCAAGACUUUUAGAAAACAUAUCUUUUCUUAAAGAUAAUCUACCUUACAAGGUUCUGAAUGGUCACAGUAGCAGAGUCACUUGUUUGCUUUAUCCACAUGACAAGUCAGUAAGAUUUGAUCCAAGCUGGCUGUUAUCAGGGGGCCAGGAUUCUCUUGUGAUCUGCUGGGAUAUAUUUACUGGAGGAAUCCUGCACCAAUUUAAUCUGCAGUCUGGUCCAGUGACAGAGCUCUUGCAAUCCCCAGAACACUACAGAUUGAGAGACCAGAGUAUAGUGUGCUGUGUGUGCAGUGACCACUCAGUAGCAAUUCUACACCUUCAGAAGAGAGCAUGUCUCUUACAUGCCAGAAAGCAUCUGUUUCCUGUGAAGAAGAUAAAAUUUGACCCGCUUGAGAAUGUGCUAAUUGUUGGAUGUGAAGACAAUUCAGUUUAUAUUUGGGAAAUUGAAACAGGCACGUUGGAACGACAUGAAACCGGUGAAACAGCACGAGCAAUUCUUACUGCCAUCGAAGAUUCAGAAUUCCUAGGGGCAGAUGCUCUACUUCCUGUAUCUCAAGAGUCAAAACAAAACAAGAAUUCUGGAUACAAACAGUCCAGCUUGUAUAAGCAUGGCAUGGGCCCUUAUCCUGCUCAUACAGAAAAAUCUUCAGAUAAGUUAAGUGAUACCAGCUGCAUCCAACAGCCCUUUACUAUUUUACCAGCUAAGACAAAAUGGAACAAUGCAAACUUUCAUAUUCUCUUAUUUGACCUGGAAAAACUUGAAGAACUUCUGUCAUCUCAACUCAAUGGAUUAAAAUCAUCGAAAUCAUUCCAUAACCAAUACACUCUAGAAAGAGCUAAAAGUACUACUGAGAAAAGGUCACUGACAUUAAAAAGAAAUAAAACUGCUGCCUUCGUACCUCAAGCAGAUGGGCAGGCAGAGACUCUUUGUUCAGACCAAGUUCAUAGGGAUAAUAAUGCAGCCAGGCCUGCGGAAGAAAGUGGUGGCAUGAAAAGACGGAAAAAAAUGAAGAGUUCAAGAAAGAUCAGAAUGCAGCCAUCAGGAGACAUUGAUGUGAGCGUCACCCCUGAUACAGCUAAACUGCUUUUGUCAUGUCUCCUACCAUGGGGUGUAGAUAAAGAAGUAGACAAUCUCUGUGUGAGACACUUGGAUAUCCUGAGGCUUCAGUGUCCUGUUUCUUUUGGACUUGUGUCAGAUGAAAGCCACCUAUCGCUAAUGUUGCCAGGAUGGAAGUGUACUGAUUGUGGUGUGCUAGGACAACAUGAAGUUUUCAACUUGUUUUCAAAAAGAGUCCUUGAUUUAUCAAAAAAAUACCUUGCUGCAACUGAAGGACAAUCUGCAAAGAAGGAUGGACCUGAGAAUAAUGAUUAUGGAAUAAUGGAUUUGGAAACAGUAUUUUCCUUAUUUAGCAGAAUAGCUUUAAUCAACAGGAUAAUUAACACACCUUCAGCAGUUACAGAUGAAAUUGAAAGUCCACAGAAAUCAGAAUCUGUACAUGACAAAGGGCGAAAUGUAGAAACAGUAACACUUUCAUGCCCCAGUUUUUAUGGAGACUUACCAAGCAGUAAGAGUAGAUGUCAUUCCCCAGGCUUUGGGAGCAUUUCAUUGCUGAAGCUCAUUUGCUGUUGGAACGAGCAAUCUGUAAAGAUUAUUGAGGCAAUGCAAGCAGUGCUGCUGGCAGAAGUUCAAAGGACUGUUAAUCCCUUGAGAAAGACGACAAUUUGCAGAGAGCCAUUGGCCAUAGUAGAGAAUGGAAAUGUCAGUGUGCUGAAGCAUGACAAGAGCUCCAACUCGGCAAACUUCCAAGAUGUGGAGGAUACGCCUGACAGAUGUGUCUUGGAAGAGUGUGAGAGUCCAGAUGACAUGAAGCCACAUCCCUGGAUAUCUAAGGUGUGCUCCUGUAAGGUGUGUUAGAAAAACCCUGCUGAGACAAAAGAAAUAGAAGAUGUAGAAGGACAACCAAGGACCAUAUGUGGUGUGGUGGACAUGAAAUGGCUUUUUAUAUUUAUUCUGGUACCUUUAACAAUUCAUUUUCAGAAGAAAUACCUUCUGUAAGAUCAGCUGCUUUUGGCUGAUUUACUGGCUUCAAUUCACACUUCCAUCACUGAUAGAUUUACAUGUAUUCGACUAAAUUUUGGUAGUUUUGAUAUAGAAAAUAUCAGCUCUUUAUUUUUAGGUGUCAUUCACUUGUUUAUGUAAUGAUCCUGAAUCUUUAGAACUUUGAUUGCCAUUAAACAAUUAUAUCAAUUUUAGUAUUGUUUUACAUACAUCAAGUUUUUCUCUCUUCUUGCUUCUGACUUUUCUUACCAAUAGCAUUUUAACACUGAGAAAAACCAAAUGCAUUUCAAAUAAUUAGAAUAUUUGUUUUCACUGAAAAGAGAAAUUCACUAUUUGAAUUAAACAUGGAAUAUUUAGAAAUAAAUAAAAUACAAAGAAUGUUCUGUGCACAGGAGAGGAUGGGAAAUUGAUAACAAAUCUGGUCGUGUCUAGGAUGUAAAUUUUCCUUUUCUCUAAAUACUACCAUUACCAUCAUCUGUAGAAAUGCAGUACCAGUAUGGAACUGGAGAAGCCCUUGGAGUCCUCUUCUGAAAUUAUACACUUCACUGAAUAUCAAUUUGUGCUCAUUGGGAAAAGCAGCUAUUCCUUUUUUUCUUUUAUUUUUUUUUAAAUUAUAUCAUUAUAUUUGUAGGAUAUGUGCAGCUGAUUAGACCCAUUUAUCACCUGAUAUUCUGAUGGACUUAGGCUGGUUUGACAAAUAAUGGCUGCUCAGAGCCGUAAGCUCACUUUCUGUAUUGCCAAUAGGUGGAGUGUUAAUGAGGGCAAAGAUAUUUGAGAAUUUACCUUCAGGAUCUGUACCUUAUGGUGGAAAUCCUGGUCUGAUUUAUCCCUUCUAAUUGUCACGUUAGCCGUAAAGUGCCUUAACUAGGCGAGUGGAAAUUCUUUCAGUGUGGAAAGAUUCUCUGGUAAUGAAUCUCUUUCUUCCUUGUGGGGGUAUGUCAUGGCUGCAGGAGUGAUAAAACCUGGUUUCUGUUGCCACAAUAUGGUUUGAAUGAAGCAGACAUGAAAGCUGCUUCCUUCUCUUGUUUUAUAACCCGUAAGUCCAUGUCCCUCAGUGCAGUGUACGGCCUUCAGACACACGGGGUGGUGGAAGGGCAUUGUGAGAAGUAUCCCAGUUUUUAUUCGGCUAAGGAAUGUGUAAUUCAAAUUGGCUGCAAUCCAGAGAAGACAAAGGUAGUUAAUGUUAUUUUUCUGUGACUGUAAAUACCAUGCAGAAGAAUGGCAUCUUUGGGCAGAAAAGUCAAUGGUUUUGAUUUCAAUACCAAUACCAAAAGACAUUUGGUAUUUUGCAGGAACAACUUUCCUUGUUUGUGGAAGGCAUUUUCCUAUCUAAAGUGUAUCUUUUGUUCAUAUUUGGUUGUAUUUGAAUUGUGGUGACUGAA
Corvus hawaiiensis (hawaiian crow) is the source of this 6717-nucleotide messenger RNA. It is a transcript of the gene WDR72, whose product is annotated as WD repeat domain 72. Gene Ontology annotation, cellular component: cytoplasm. The transcript is spliced from 17 exons. The record is from RefSeq and is a predicted model, not a curated record. Gene Ontology annotation, molecular function: protein binding. Gene Ontology annotation, biological process: protein localization to plasma membrane. Bases 2270 to 5191 code for a protein of 973 amino acids. NCBI's taxonomy places the organism in Eukaryota, Metazoa, Chordata, Aves, Passeriformes, Corvidae.